This is a messenger RNA of Arabis nemorensis, 594 nucleotides long. Lineage: Eukaryota; Viridiplantae; Streptophyta; Magnoliopsida; Brassicales; Brassicaceae. The record is from the annotation of a GenBank genome assembly.
AUGAGCAAUGACUGGUGGGAUCAACUGAUUAAGGCUUGUCCCGAUGCCUCAAAAGUUCGUCAAUAUCCACUACGUGAUAUUCCACUCCUUGAUAAUUUAUACAGUAAAGUUACAAUAUCGGUAAGUGAAGGAUGGCAACACCAGGACGGACCGAGUCAAUUGCCUCAAGAUACAGAACUUGAAGAAGAAGAAGAACUUGAAGAGAUACUAUCACCCAUCCGUAGACCUGAAGACAANCCGAAGACACACCAAACACAUGUCUNUGGNAAGUCUAAGGAGAAANCAGCCAAACCAAGAUCUUCGCGGAAAAGACCUAACUUGGAUCAUUGGGAUCGUAUCACAAGUACCCUAGAAAAUCAANAGAGGUUUUGGUCAGCGGGUCGGAAAACAUUUGACUCUUUUAACCCAUUUAGUAGUGCCAUAUGCACUGAAGAGUUGCUAAAAAUGUCUACUCUAGACCAUGAUGGCGAGUUGUAUUGGACGGCUCUUGAGUACCUGGCUGGAGANGAGAAUAGUCGNCAGAUUUUCUUAACUUUGCCGAAUGANGAGCAAAAGAUUAAGUAUCUAGAAAGAGUCACUGGAAAGAAGAACUAG